AACCUUUUUGGGAAGAUGGCAGACAUACUGGAAAAAAUUAAAAACUUGUUCAUGUGGGUCCAGCCAGAAAUAACACAGAAACUCUACAUUACUCUAUGGGCAGCUUUUAUUGCAUCCUGCUUUUUGCCAUACAGGAUUAUUGGUCUUGCAAUGGGACUCUAUGCUGGAAUCAAGUUUUUCCUUAUUGAUUUUAUCUUCAAACGAUGCCCCAGACUGAGAGCUAAGUAUGAUACUCCUUAUAUCAUCUGGACAAGUCUCCCAACAGAUCCUCAGCUCAAAGAAAGAUCUAAUGCUACAGUGUCGAGACGGCUUCAAACAGCAGCAUCCAGAAGUUACGUGGGCUCCAGUGCCCCAGCUGGAAUAAGCAAAGAUGAAGACACAAGUCGUUUUCAUACCACCAAGAGGGGGAAUUUCCAUGAAGUUUUUAACUUGUCAGAAAGUGAGCGUCCGCUGGCAGUGUGUGAAAAUGGCUGGCGCUGUUGCUUGAUUAACAGAGACAGGAAGAUGCCUACAGACUACAUCAGGAAUGGAGUUCUUUAUGUCACAGAAAAUUACUUGUGCUUUGAAAGCUCCAAAUCUGGCUCAUCUAAAAGAAAUAAAGUUAUAAAGCUGACGGAUAUAACAGAUAUUCAGAAGUAUAAAGUACUCUCUGUUCUUCCGGGGUCCGGGAUGGGCAUUGCUGUAUCCACACCAUCGACACAGAAGCCUUUGGUGUUUGGUGCCAUGGUACACAGAGAUGAAGCUUUUGAGACAAUAUUCAACCAAUAUGUGAAAAUAACCUCUGCAUCAUCAAGCAGUGAAAGCUAGUAUCUUAUCUUAGAAGAUUUAAAGGAAACUUCCUUAUUUUACAACUUGGUAGUGAAAAAAAAAGAACAUCCUCAUCUAUUUUGCAAUAAUUUUUUCUUGUCUGGUGGUUUAUAUUCUAUCUGUUACAUAAAUCAAGUGUAUUUUAUAUAUGCCUUCAUGU
Messenger RNA from Merops nubicus (carmine bee-eater), 967 nucleotides. Its product is annotated as GRAM domain-containing protein 4. The annotation marks the transcript as partial. Gene Ontology annotation, biological process: negative regulation of toll-like receptor 9 signaling pathway; apoptotic process. Lineage: Eukaryota; Metazoa; Chordata; Aves; Coraciiformes; Meropidae. The record is from RefSeq and is a predicted model, not a curated record. The transcript has 8 exons.